ACACAAACGUUGGCAAUGAGCUCCCAUAGAAAAAAACCAUUCAGCGCAAAGCAAAAAAAGAAGCAAUUGCAAGAGCGUAAGCAGCGAAAGGCUGCCUCUGCGAAACUCGGAUCUAUCGACCUACUGUGGUGGAUCCUUCGCAGAAUUUUGUUCCAAGACAAAGACUAGAUCGAGAAAGCGACCCUGCAGUUGCCGGAAAACCCAUGAAGCAAUUCGUACCAGCUCAAACAAGUGCUGGAACAUCCAGGCUGAGAUCCGUUUUCGAGAAACUAUCGACAGAAGUCGUUGAGCGUGCACGCCUUGCUAGUAUGAAACCACUUCAGCGCUUACCUCAAACCGCUCUUGAAGUAGGCAUCACAUCAGACGACAAACUGAUUGAUUUUCCGAAGCGCCCAAAAUGGAAUUAUGGCAUGACGAAAGAGCAGCUGGAGCAAAACGAGAAAGACGAAUUUGAAAAGUGGCUUAACGACAUUUAUGAGCGAUAUGGAGAUCACGUACAGGAGACAAGCGAUGGAGAGCAAGAAGAGCUGAGUUGGUUUGAGCACAACUUAGAAGUCUGGCGACAGCUUUGGCGUGUUUUGGAAAUAAGCGAUAUAAUCCUCAUCAUUGUUGAUAUUCGACAUCCAGUAUUGCAUUUACCAACCACUCUUUACCGAUAUGUAACCGAAGAACUGGGUCGGAAAGUUGUCUGUGUAUUUAACAAGAUUGAUCUCGUAGCUGAAAAAACAGUUUACGCAUGGCGAAAAUAUUUCGAAGAGGUCUAUCCUGAAUUACAUAUUGCCACUUUCAGCUGCUUCCCACGAGACGAAAAUCUUAUAGACGACACCUCCACCUAUGUCUUGAAAACUCGCUUAAAGCGACCCCGUAAAAGAGGUUAUCGUGCAACUGGCGUUCGUGACGUUUUAAUAGCGUGCAAAGAUGUUCAUUUAGAUAAACAAGGCGUGACAGUCGACUGGAACACUUUGAUAAAAAAUUACGACGACGAAUCAGAGCUGCCCGUCGAUGGGACUCACCUUGAGGAUAUCAAUGAUUCGGAUGAUGAUAGCGAAACAGGAAGCAUGGAUGGCUUGGAUGAUGAGUUCAGUGGAAUAUUGAAUGUUACGGACCAUGAAGUCACUCCUCACAAAGACUAUGUCACCAUUGGACUCGUUGGCCAUCCUAAUGUUGGAAAGAGCAGCUUGAUAAAUUCUAUAAUGGGUCGGACUGUGGUUAGUGCAAGUCGUACUCCAGGCCACACGAAGCAUUUCCAAACCAUUCACUUGACUGGAAAUGUUCGGCUUUGCGACAGCCCUGGCCUUGUGUUCCCCAGUCUCUUACCUAAACCACUACAGAUUUUAAGCGGAAUGUACCCCAUUGCCCAAGUUCAAGAGCCAUAUAGUACCAUACAGUACCUUGCGGAACGAAUUCCACUUGAAAAAAUACUUCGUCUAUCUCCACCGGAUGGAGACAAAAACCACUCUUGGUCAGCAUGGGAUAUAUGUGAGGAGUUUGCCAAAGAUCGAGGUUUUUAUACCGCAAAAGCAGCUAGACCGGAUGUGUACAGAGCUGCCAACACCCUUUUACGUUUAUCUAAUGACGGUCGUAUACUAUUAUCGUUCAAGCCGCCAGGUUUCUUCACCACCACUAAAUACGAACUUAUGAAAUUACGAGAGAUUGAAGCGCAAGAGAAUGAAGAGGAUGAAACAGAGGACGAAAGCAGCGACGACGAGAGUGAAGAAGAUGAUGGUGCUCCUGUAAAAAUCACCAAUAUAUUUGAAGCGCUUGAAAAUGCGUAAAUGCCGUCUCUUAUAUUAAAAGCCAAAUAAAAGUUGAAAAAUGCUCAGUUUUUCUCAUUUCCACUUUUUCAAA
Molecule: messenger RNA, 1848 nt
Organism: Umbelopsis ramanniana AG
Lineage: Eukaryota; Fungi; Mucoromycota; Umbelopsidomycetes; Umbelopsidales; Umbelopsidaceae
Exons: 11
Coding region: 204-1775 (523 amino acids)
Molecular function (GO): GTPase activity; GTP binding
Source: RefSeq, a predicted model, not a curated record